AUGCCUCCCGCAGCCAACUCAACACUCGGCGACCGUCUCCAGGCCCUUGUCAAGGCCGGCGCUCACUGGUACACGCGUGCCUUCUUUGGCGCCCUCGUCAGCUACAGUGUCGUCGUCUACAAGUCCUUCCCUGAGAUCCAGUUCACCGCACAGUUCGCCCAUCAACUUUUCGCCGAGGAAAAUGUCCAGUACUUGUUGAUGGCAAUCUUUUGGUGGCGUUCGACCCCCAUGCUCGCCCCUCUGGUCCCCUACGCGAUCUUUGCUUUCUUCAACUCGCUCAACUAUACAAGGACCAAUAUUCUCCCCGCUCUCUUCCCAACUCCUCCUGCCGGCGCCACUGACCCCACUGCUGCCCAAGUCGCCAACAUCUCUCGCAAGAUCCAGGCAUGGACUGAGAAGAACCACGCCACCGCCAUGGCCUUUGUCGCCUACAUCGAAGUUGUCGGUGUCAUGGGUUCCCUGAUCUUUGGAGCCAUCACCUUCCAGUCGUCGUUCCUUUCGCCUAUUGUGUACGCCAACUUUUUGCGUUUCCGCUACUUCUUCUCGCUCCACACUCGUGCGGCUUUCGCUUUGAUCCGCGCCCGUCUUGACAACUUGAUUGUGCCCCCAGGCGGCAACCCCAAGAUCCCCCCAGUUGUUGCUCAGGGUUACACUAUGGCUCGUGGUGCUAUUACCCGCUUUGGCCAAGCUGCCGUUCAGCAGGCCCCGGCUGGCUCCAGUGCGCGCCAGUAA
Messenger RNA from Linnemannia hyalina, 732 nucleotides. Lineage: Eukaryota; Fungi; Mortierellomycota; Mortierellomycetes; Mortierellales; Mortierellaceae. The record is from the annotation of a GenBank genome assembly.